Molecule: messenger RNA, 1923 nt
Organism: Eimeria necatrix
Lineage: Eukaryota; Apicomplexa; Conoidasida; Eucoccidiorida; Eimeriidae
Exons: 11
Coding region: 1-1923 (640 amino acids)
Source: RefSeq, a predicted model, not a curated record
AUGGUUCGUCUGCAGCCUAUUAAGCAGCAGCAGCAGCAGCAGCAGCAGCAGCAGCUUCUGCAGCAGCAACAGCAGCAACAGCAGCAACAGCAGCAGCAACAACAGCAGCAGCAGCAGCAGCAGCAGCAACAGCAACAGACUGCCUCAAGGAGGCUUAGAGAUAAAGGCCUCUUGCCUCAGGCGGAUCUCCUCUGCUGCGACCACAGCGAGCAGCAGCAGCAGCAGCUGCAGCAGCAGCAGCAGCUGCUGCAGCAGCAGCAGCAGUUGCAGCAGCUGCAGCUGCAGCAGCAGCAACAUGCUGUCCAGACACUCCAGCAUGGGAGCGCCAGCGCCUUACGGGAACGGCUGGAGAGGCUGAAGACAGAACACGCCGUGCUGCAGAAGGUGAAGCAGCAGCAGCAGCAGCAGCAGCAGCUGCUGCAGCAGGAGCGGCAGCAGCGCCUGCUGCUCGAAGCAAAAGUUGCUGCUCUCGAGUGCGAGCUGCAGCAAAAGGAAAGAGACAUCCAGAAUGCCAAGCAGCAGGAACAGAGCACCCAAGGGGGGGCGAAGCAGCGGGAGCAGCAGCUGCAGGAGCAGCUGCUGCUGGACUGGCAGCAAACGGAGCUGCUGCGGCAGCGGGAAGCAGCAGCAGCAGCAGCAGCUCACCGCUAUCAAGCAGAAGCAGAAACAGCGCAGGCGGAGCUGCGGCGGCUGGCGGCGGAGACGGAGGAAAAGCUGGAGCGACUUUUUAAGGAAAAGGAAAGUUUGGCGGAGGCCAUAAGUGUUUACCGCUUGGAGGAGAUAAAGGCCAAAGACAAAACGGCGCAGCAGACGCAGCAAAUUAGAAAUCUCGAAGAAGAGCUCCGCACAGAGCGCUCGCAUUCGCUGGAGCUGCAGCAGCGGCAGGAGGAAGCAGCAGCAGCAGCAGCAAGAGACAGCAAGCAGCAGCAGCAGCAGCACGAGCAGCAGCAGCAGCAGCUGCAGGAGCGCCUGGCAGCAGCAACAGCAGAGCUAGCAGCACUUAAAAUCAAAGUCGAGACGGAGCCAAACAGGCUGCAGCAGCAGCUAGAAGAGGCAGCAGCAGAAGCAGAGAGCUACCGAGUGUCUCUUGAUCGAGUCACAGAAGAACUAAAUGCUGCAGUUGCAGAAGCAGAGAGGGAGCAGCAAGCAGCAGCAGCAGCAGCUGCUGCUCGCGAGGCCGAAUUGCUGGCGGAGCUAAGCAGCCAAAGAAAGGAGACAGCAGCAGCAGCAGCAGCAGCUGCUGCUGCAGCAGCAGAAAGAGACAAGACAGCCUCAACUCUUAAAAACAAACUCGAGAAAGCAGCAGCAGCACUCAGCAAAGAAGUCAGCCACCAGGAGACACUCAAGCAACGAUUGGAAAAUAUAACAGAAGAACUCGAAAGUCAAAAAGAAGAAACCCAAAAAGUCCGCAGCGACCUUUCGGCCCUGGAGCAGCAGCACAUGCGCCUCAUGGCUGCUGUUGAGCAGGAGCGAGAAGCAAUUAAGCACCAGCAGCUGCAGCAGCAGCUGCAGCAGCAGCAGCAGCAGCGGGAAGAAGAGGAAGAGCUGCUCAGGGGCGAAAGCGGCAGCAAGUGGAAGUCCGCAGCAGCAGCAGCUGCUGCUGCUGCUGCUGCUGCUGCAGAUAUGUCCCUCCAGCAGCUGCUUUACCCCAUUCCUCAAGAGUUCUCUAGUACCACCUUGAGCUCAACUGCUGCUGCUGCUGCUGCUGCUGCUGCUCAGUUUAAGAAGCAGCAAGUAGGCACAAGUCAAAUUGCUCAGGCUCUGCUGCUGCAGCAGGACCGACCAGCGGCAGCAGCAGCAGCUGCUGCUGCUGCUGCUGCUGCUGCUGCAUCUGGCAGCACUUCUAUCCCCACAACGCCGCGGCAGCAGCAGCAGCAGCAGCAGCAGCAGCAGCAAGCCCAGGGGGGCCCCCGGGGCCCCUAG